AUGGAGCAUUCGUCGCCUCUAGCUGCAAUGCAGCCUCCCUCAGUGAUGUUUGGUCAUUGCUUUGCAAACGAGGGCUCCAAAUUUCGGUCUCUAGGAGGAAUUGGCGGAUUUGGGCCCAGCAGCUUCAAUUUCAAGGACUUGUCCAUGAAGAAGGCUCCUACUUCGGACUAUUUCAAUGUCAAACAGUUCACAGGUCCUUCGCCGGCCGCCAGUUUAGCUGCUGAUUUGUCUCAGAAUUUCCAUAUCGACCAGAGCCCACAACUAGCCACCCCUCGUCGAUCUUUGUUUUCGGCAAACAUAUUCGGUGGAAAUGGAGGACGCGAUGAAAUGAUGACUACACCCCCAUUACCGGAAUCUUCUCCUAUGACCGAUAUCAUGGAGACAUCGCCUCUUCCUCAUAAACUUCCGUACAAUCUUCCAACAACAGACCUGGUUCUUCAAUCACCAACUCCUGAUUCGGAAUCAACUGUUAGCACUAGCACAGGGGUCUCCUUGCAGGCUUCACCGAUGGAAGAUGAUCAGCCUGCUGUUCCUCAAGAACGUAGGCGCCCACCACUCCUACGCCCAUCUUUCCUUCGCACUAAGGCCUAUUCCACACAAACCGCAGUCAAAAAAGUAUCACCCGAAAGCCAAUGCCCUCCCUUUCAGUUCGGUAACGGAAGUAGUGGCCUGUCGAACUCAAUGUCUCUAGCGGACAUGUUCAAUGAGUCGUCGCCGCCACAGGAACGGGUCGCGGGAAAAGGUUCAUCUGCGAAUUUGCUUGGUCCUCGCUUAAGACAACCUCUAUAUGGUCGUAAUAGUGGUUCUGCAUCGCCAGUGCCCAGUGCAGUCCGUAAGAACGCUAGUGGAAACCCCUUUAUGCGUCCGCGCAAGCAAUGCAGGAGAUCUCUUAGUAUGUUUGAACACCCAGAGGACAUUGUUCGCCAGAAACAGCCGAAUGUGGUCCCUGAGCCUACACUAGCAUCAAUUAUGGAUGAAGAGCCUGCUCAUACUCUUCAACUUCCACAUUUUGUACCUGCGGACCAGCCUGAUAGUCUUCCUCGCAUUGAAAAGGGUGUAUUGGUUGACAUCUUGGAUGGCAAAUACAGCGACCGUUAUGACAACCUCAUGAUUAUCGAUUGUCGAUUUGAAUAUGAGUACGAAGGCGGGCACAUCACUGGAGCGGUCAAUUUCAAUGACAAGGAGGUUCUGGCCGGCCGGCUCUUUGAAGACCCCAAACCGGGAACAACUCUUAUUUUCCACUGCGAAUACUCUGCCCAUCGGGCUCCGAUUAUGGCAUCGUUUAUCCGCCACAAAGACCGAGCUUAUAACAUUGAACGUUACCCCAACUUGACUUUUCCUGAAAUGUACAUUCUGGACGGAGGAUACAGUGCAUUUUUUGCGCAGCACCGCGAUCUCUGCCAUCCCCAGAACUAUGUGGAAAUGACAUCCAAGGAACACGAAUUUGCUUGCGAACGAGGGCUUGGAAGAGUCAAACAACGAUCAAAGUUUAUCCGCGCUCAGACAUUUGCUUUUGGACAACAGUCUCCUCAGAUGGAAGACAGCCCGACAGGACGCUGCCGAAGCAGCAACAACGAUCGAGUUCGAGGCCUGGAUUCGCCUUUUGAAGCGCCUGACGCUGGUCGUAUGCCUGGUCGUCGUAUGCUUUCAUACUAG
Molecule: messenger RNA, 1656 nt
Organism: Talaromyces stipitatus ATCC 10500
Lineage: Eukaryota; Fungi; Ascomycota; Eurotiomycetes; Eurotiales; Trichocomaceae
Product: cell cycle control protein tyrosine phosphatase Mih1, putative
Exons: 4
Coding region: 1-1656 (551 amino acids)
Biological process (GO): G2/M transition of mitotic cell cycle; positive regulation of G2/MI transition of meiotic cell cycle; positive regulation of G2/M transition of mitotic cell cycle
Cellular component (GO): cytoplasm; nucleus
Molecular function (GO): protein tyrosine phosphatase activity
Source: RefSeq, a predicted model, not a curated record